AUGUCUCAGUUGGGGUGUCCUCUUGGUGACAGAAUCAUAAUAGGUUACAUUUUACCCGAAAAGAAGGUUAAAAAGGCGGAAAAUGACGAUUCUGAUUGGGAAGAUGAUGAUGAGGAGGAGGAAGAGGCACAGCCGGAGUUUCUGGAUAUGAAAGAGAUGGACAGCGUUAGCUCUGGAGGACACAUGUUUAAUUCCUCCAUACCGGGCCGAAACGAAGUUGAUUUCCUGGACAGUGUGUCUGGUAAGAGAUGCAGAGUAAUGGGCCGGUUCAGUCUGAAGGACCCAUGGUGGGAGGCUACCUGCUCAGCCCGCGCAGCCAGGGGCAAGCUGGUGCUGCGGGGCUACCCUGCCUACCGCCUUCGCUCAGACCUCCAGGGAGACCAGGGUCGCUCCAUCCUGUCUCUGUUCCUCACAGCCUGUGGCGUGGAUGGACAGUUUGUCACCCCGUUCUUUGCUUGGCUGCCGAUGGGAAGGAAGGUGGAGUUGGCUAACCUUCAGGAAGUUCUGGCUGAGUUUGAGGAAGGAGAGCAGCACAGAGCAUUGGCACAGCAGAUUAAAGCCUUGGUCUCUGUUUCAGUUGCAGGGAUGCACGUGACAGCUGCCUCUCUGUACCCCAAUGUGAUGAGAUACCUGCCUACCCUACUGCCAGGGCGCUUCACUGAGCUACUGGGCCAGGGAAAGAAAAGCCAGAAACAUCCUGCUGCACAGGGUGCUACACAUGUCACACAGAUAGAUGAAGAGGAGGAGGAAGAGGAGGAUCUCAGUUUGCUGGCCAAAAUAGAGGAGAUUAUCAAGACUGAUGUGUGGAAGCUGGGCUUUAACUAUGUUAUAUACAAGGAGUUGAAGGUGGUCCAUUGCGAGGCUCAGCUGAGAUCCUUCCAUGAGUGUAAACUGUUCCAAGAGAUCCCUCUGAAGCAGCGUAAUGCCCUGCGAGUCUACGACUCUCUGAAGACCCACUGCUACAGGACGGGCAGUACCUACACGGAGCUCCCCACCCUGUGUGACGAGGUCAGGAGAGGAUGGAACUCCGUGGUGGAGAUGGAGGUGUGGGACGCAGUCCACUUCCUCAAAGAGCUGGGUGUAGUGGUACGGGAUCGCCAGAAGGUGGCGCUGCAGAACCUGCAUUCUUAUGAGACUGGGAUAGCUGAGUGUCUUCGCUGUCUGAUGCAGGGAGAGCGCUGGGUUAUACCUCUGGAUGUCAACGAGGUGCUGACUGCUUCAGCACUGGAGAGGCUGAGGAAGAAGGGAGGGGAUGGAGGGACGGUAAGGGGGGGCUGUGGGAAGACCACGGUGGUGAGUCUGCUGUUCAAGGCAGCCUUGCAGCAGAGCCCAGAGGAGGAGGUCAGGAAGGUAUGCUGGGACUUUGAGAAUGACUCCUUGGGGUCCGAGGCGUGGGAGGAAGAAGCCCUGUCGCCCAGUCUCCUCUCUCAGUUAGAGGGGGAGGUAAAGGACGAGAGGAAGAAGUCAUCGUGGGUUUUACAGGGAGAGGACGAGGUGUUACUGACAGCGCCCACAGGGAGAGCUGCGUCUCUGCUCACCAAGAGGACCUGCCUCAAGGCCUACACCCUGCAUCAGGUGCUGUGGAGUUUCAUGCAGGCCAAGAGGGACCCCAACGGGGCUCCUGAGGAGUGGAAGUUUGCGUGUGUGCGUGUGUUGGUGGUGGACGAGGGCAGUCUGGUGUGUGUUCGGCUCCUCCACUCCGUCCUCACCAUGCUCACCAAACACGCACAGCUCAGGAAGUUUGUCAUCUUGGGUGAUGUGCGUCAGCUGUCCAGUAUCGAGCCAGGAAACACCUUGUAUGACCUGUUCUACAGUCUGGGCCGAGCCCACUGGGCCAUCGAGAUGAGGACCAAUCACAGAGCUGAGUCUCAACUCAUCGUCAACAACGCCGGACUAAUCGCAGAGAUGGGGUUGACUCAUACUUUCAGGCCGCUCCACUACGACGCCAUCUUGGAUCUGAAUGGAAGUUACACCAUGCCCUCUGAAGACAAGAGGUUCAUCCUCAUCCUGCUGCCCAACACCAGCGAGGACUCUGACUAUGACCUCCAGAUGGCUAUCGAACUAUUAUUGAAAUCUGCUCCAGGACUGAAGAAUGAUGCCACGUCACAGUUCAUUGCCUUCAGAAAGAGGGAGUGUGCCUUGAUCAAUGAGCUUUGCUGCAAACAUUACUGCAACCACUGCACCAAAAACAACAAGAACCGACUAGAUUUCCAGCCGGGAGAUAAAGUCUGCUGUACAAAGAACGGCUAUGUCACAGACAGGAACAAGGAAGGGUCUCCUGAAGAAGAGGACUUGGAGAACAGCUAUGUAGCUGACAUGGCCAGGACCAAGCAGAGACUUCCUGGGCUGGAUGGAGAGGAGAGUCGGAGAGGGAACGGGGCCACACAGAGAAAUGGAAGUGGUGACAAAAUGAAAAGCAAAGAGAAGAAUAAAGACCGCCUGUGUAACGGAGAGAUAUUCUUUAUUAAACAUGACGUGACAGAGGAGGAGGCGGGCUCACAGCGGAGCAGGAAGCAGAGGUACUUGACUCUGGAUGAUCGUGACGGACGGAUGCUGUCUGUUUCCUUUAGGGAGCUACAGAGAGAAUGUAAACUGCAACAUGCCUGGGCUAGGACCAUACACACCUUCCAGGGGUCGGAGACCGAGACGAUUGUGUACGUGCUGGGUAACGGUAGCGUCCAGACGUGGAAACACGUGUACACGGCUGUGACACGGGGACAGAAGCGUGUAUAUGUCAUAGCCAAGCAGGAGGGCAUGGCCUCAGCCAUCAAGAGACGCAUCAUCCCACGUAACACCCGGCUGGGAACCCUGGUCAAAGAGCUGCUGGUCCAGCCUGGGGCUGAGGGGCAGGACCAACCAGACCAGAACCAACCCCAGCCGGGCACACCUCGCAGGGCAGCCCCAGGCUUCGGGCCUACACAGACCACUCCUCUGGCCUCACAGACACCUAGCUGGUCUCUAAGGACCGCCUACAAAACCCCUAUAGCAGCACCCAGACUCCUCUCUACACCCAUCCUAGCAGUCCCACUUCAAGCCAAUCGUGUCCAGUCCCACUCUACGUCAGUCCUACCCAGGCAGCUGUGGAGAAAUGAGCCUCCAACAGCUCCUCAGGCAGAUGCUACAGACACCUCUCUAAUGGACGACAUCACUUUCAGUCAGGCAUAUAGCUGGUCGCCUAUGAACAGCAGCUCUGAGGACCCCUCCCAGGAGCAGCCUGGGUCGUGUGAGGGGGAGGAGGGGAUGAAAAUGGAGGCUAGCAGCAGCGCUGUAGGGGAUGGACACAUGGGGAAGGGUUCACAUUUAGCUGCUCAGUCUGGGGUUGUGGGCACCCCUUCCAAGAGGACACUCGCUCCUGACAGUGGGGAACAGAAUGUAACUCCUUCUAAACAGAUCAAGGUGGAGCCGUUCCAAUCACCGCUGGGCUGUUCCAGCCUGCAGCAGCUCUCCCUCCGCACGCCCACUCACGGCAAACGGCUCUUCCAAGAUCCACCCUCCGAUCAGGACUGAACACCUUCUCUCCUUGACCCAGGAGACCAGGAUAUCUUAUGAUUGAUGGCCACUACUGCAUUGAUACCAGGAUAUCUUAUGAUUGAUGGCCACUACUGCAUUGAUACCAGGAUAUCUUAUGAUUGAUGGCCACUACUGCAUUGAUACCAGGAUAUCUUAUGAUUAAUGGCCACUACUGCAUUGAUACCAGGAUAUCUUAUGAUUGAUGGCCACUACUGCAUUCAUACCAGGAUAUUUAAAUCGAAUCAUAUUUUAUACGUCAUAUGCACGGAAUACAACAGGUAUUACCAUGAAAUGCUUUCUUACAAGCCCUUAACCAACAAUGCAGUUUUAUUAAAAUAAGAGUUGGGAAAGUCGAGGUAAUUGAGGUAGGUAGGGGUAAAGUGACUGCAUAGAUAAUAAUGAAAAGAGAGUAGCAGUAGUGGGGGGGUCAUUGUAAAUAGUCUGGUGGCCAUUUGAUGAACUGUUCAGCACUCUUAUGUCUUGGGGGUGGAAGCUAUUAAGGAGCCUUUUGGACUUGGCGCUCUGGUACCGCUUCCCGUGCGGUAGCAGAGAGAACAGUCUAUGACUUGGGUGGCUGGAGUCUGACAAUUUUUAGGGCCUUCCUCUGUCACUGCCUGGUAUAGAGUUCCUGGAUGGUAGGAAGCUUGGUCCCAGUGAUGUACCAGGCCAUACACACUACCCUCUGUGGCGCCUUGCAGUCGGAAUCCCCUCCGGCGCCAUCAUUAGAGAGUAAACUCUGCAUUAUUAUCUGUUUAUUUUAAAGUCAUGUUUUAAUUGCUAUACAUCUGGGCUUGUAUCAUUUUAUUGAUCAAAGGUAAGUGCCUCAGAUGAGAUUGUCAUCAUUUCAUCAGUUUGUUGCAGAUUGAGAGAGGCUGAGAUAUUGACAGGAGAAAAUCACCUCAACUAUGUUGUUUUUUCCCACUCUGUAAAUCGCCAUGUUGUGUUUUUCCCACUCUGUAAAUCACCGCAGCCAUGUUGUGUUUUUCCCACUCUGUAAAUCACCUCAGCCAUGUUGUGUUUUUCCCACUCUGUAAAUCACCUCAGCCAUGUUGUGUUUUUCCCACUCUGUAAAUCACCUCAGCCAUGUUGUGUUUUUCCCACUCUGUAAAUCACCUAGCCAUGUUGUUUUUUUCCCACUCUGUAAAUCACCGCAGCCAUGUUGUGUUUUUCCCACUCUGUAAAUCACCUCAGCCAUGUUGUGUUUUUCCCACUCUGUAAAUCACCUCAGCCAUGUUGUGUUUUUCCCACUCUGUAAAUCACCUCAGCCAUGUUGUUGUUUUCCCCACUCUGUAAAUCACCUCAGCCAUGUUGUGUAUUUUCCACUCUGUAAAUCACCUCAGCCAUGUUGUGUUUUUUCCACUCUGUAAAUCACCUCAGCCAUGUUGUGUUUUUCCCACUCUGUAAAUCAUUUUUUAUUGUUUCUCUUCUCUCGGCCAUACAAAGGUUUACAGCUGGAGGAAUUCCCAAAGUUAUACAUAGACGAUAAAUAUCAUGCUACCAAAGUAUUAAAUUUGUACAAAAAUACUUUACAGGUCAUAAUACCGGUCCAUUAGAAAUAAAAAUACAAUUUUUCAGGGA
Molecule: messenger RNA, 5088 nt
Organism: Salmo salar (Atlantic salmon)
Lineage: Eukaryota; Metazoa; Chordata; Actinopteri; Salmoniformes; Salmonidae
Source: RefSeq, a predicted model, not a curated record